This is a messenger RNA of Gryllus bimaculatus (two-spotted cricket), 5663 nucleotides long. The record is from the annotation of a GenBank genome assembly. NCBI's taxonomy places the organism in Eukaryota, Metazoa, Arthropoda, Insecta, Orthoptera, Gryllidae.
UGGUUCGCUCAGUAGCUUAGUCUGUCCAGAAACAUGAAUGGUGUAGUGCAGAACGAUGUCGUGGGCAAUAGUGGUGACUGUGUUUAUUGAUUUUUUGUGCUACAGCUGCAAUGAAUGACUGACUCGACUGCUGGCUAUUGGGAUUAAUUCAUCAUGUGGUCACCUACGAAAACCAAGAAAUAUGGAGUUGCUGUCUACAACUGGAAAGGAGACACACGCUAUGGACUUCCAUUGGAGAUUGGCGAUACCGUUCAAAUCCUGGAAGAGUGUGCGGGUUGGUACAGAGGAUUCUCUACAAAGAACCGGUCUGUGAAGGGAAUUUUCCCUUGUUCCUAUGUUCAUUUGAAACCCUGUAAAGUUGACAAUGAAGGACUCUUUGAAUCAGUCAUUCCUUUGGAAGAUCCCGUGGUUCGAGAAGUAACACUAGUGUUGAGAGAAUGGGUACAAAUAUGGAAGCAGCUUUACCUGGAGCGAGAGACCUACAAAUUCAGUGCAUUAAGAAAAGUGAUGAGAGAAAUGUUGGACUGGCGCAGGCAGCUUCUUACUGGCACCCUCACUCAAGACCAGACGCGGGAACUUCAAAUACGUCUUACUGCCAAGAUUGACUGGGGGAACAGUAUACUUUAUUUCAUUAAAUUCAAUUCAACUAUGCUUUUGCAAAUAAACUUCUUUUCAUUCAAUAACUCUUCUGAAAGUUACCAAAGCAGCAAUCGUCACUAUAUUUUAUUACCGCAGCUCAUGGUAAUGGAACCAAGCACUAAAACUUUGAAGAGGCUCAAACAACCAUGUUAUAUGGGCAUUCCACAUUUACUACAAAACUUUACAGAAAUCCUACACAAUCUCGAGGAACAAUGCGUCGGAAAGAAGCUCGGAAAAUAUUGACCCAUCAUCUCUAUUUUUGCAUGCGAGACUUUGGUUACCAUGUUGGAGAAGAUACAGAAAUAUAUUUUUCUUUGUAUGAUACCAAGAGGGCAAAAUAUAUAAGUGAAAGAUUCCUGGUUCGGAUUUCAAGAGAGGGAUUUUCAAAUUAUGUGGAGAAGUUGCAUAGUAAUUGUACAAUUUUUACUGAUUUAGGAAAUGCUGACCUUAGUAGAGAUAUUUAUUUAGUAGCUCAUGUUUUAAGAGUGGGACGAAUGUUGUAUUCUGAUUCUGUUAAAAAAUCGUCAUCAAGUCCAUCAUCCGUCUUUAAGAGGCCACAUGGUUGUGCUGUACUCCCUGUUAGUGAGGUUCUCUUAAGUAAAGAUUCCCCAGAUGAGAAGGAAUUUUCUUGUAAAGUAUUUACCACAGAUGAAAAAGACUUUCACCAGCUUCACGAACUUCUUAUUAAAAAGCAGAGUUCCAAAUACAGCCCUCUUGGAGGUCAACCUAAUUAUGGAAUUGGCAUUUCUUUGAAAAUGCUGCAUGGAGAAUUAUCACAGGUGCGGGAAGAAAACCCUCUUCUCUUUAAGAAUGUUGCUCUUACUCAAAAACUUGGUUUCUCUGAUGUGAUAAUGCCUGGUGAUGUACGUAAUGAUCUUUAUCUUACGCUUGAGAGAGGGGAAUUUGAAAGAGGAGGAAAAUCAACUGGAAAGAACAUAGAAGCAACUAUUGUUGUAUUAGAUGCUGAAGGCAAAAUCCUUGAAAAUUGCUUAUGGGGUGCCUCUGGAAUGGACGGAAGUAACUUAUAUCAGUCAAUGAUUAUAUAUCAUCAUAAUUCACCAUGGUGGUCGGAGACAAUACGGUUGGCAGUGCCAAUUGACAAAUUCUAUGGCUCUCAUAUUCGUAUUGAAUAUCGACAUUGCUCUACUCGAGAGAAAACAGAUAACAAGCGACUUUUUGGAUUUUCCUUUUGUCGUUUGAUGGAAGCUGGUGGUGCCACCGUCCAUGAUGGUCCUCACGAACUAUACAUGUACAAAUGUGAAGAAAAAUCUCGUCUAGAUCCCUCACUGUACCUGCAGUUGCCAUCCAGUUCAAAUGAUUCAGCAGCUUCAACUACUUCAUCGUCUAUAUUUGCUCGAAGUUCCAAGGAGACUGUCUGGGUCCACACCCUUCUCUGUUCUACAAAACUUACUCAAAAUGUGGAUCUACUGUCUUUGCUGCAAUGGCGAGAACAUCCUGAUCGAAUUCAAGAAGCUCUUGGUAGAGUUCGCCGCUUAGAUGGUGAAGAGCUGGUGAAAUUUUUACAGGAUGUUCUGGAUGCAUUGUUUUCUAUGUUUUCAACAGAAGAUGGUAAUUCUACCUCACAUUCAGGGCUUGUAUUCCACGUGUUGGUGAGCAUAUUUAGUCUCCUAGAAGAUAGCAAAUUUGAACAUUUUAAGCCUGUCAUGGAUGCAUACAUCAGUGGCCACUUUGCAGCAGCACUUGUUUAUAAAGGUCUUUUAAGCAGCGUUCAACAUUGUGCUGAUUGGGUCAAUUCAACUGAAAAACAGGAACCUAUCCAAAAAUGUUUUCGUUCUUUGGAAUACAUUUUCAAAUUCAUUAUUCAGUCACGGUUAUUAUUUGCUCGAGCUACUGGUGGACAGUAUGAAGACAGCUUCCGAAAAGACCUUUACAAUGUCUUCUAUGCAUUGCAUAAAAUGUUGGGUUCUUCCAAUGAUGUUAUCCUUCCAACUCAGGUGGCAUUAUUACACAGUAUAAGUGCUGUGUAUGAGCAAUUACUUCUUGUCCUUCCCAUUUUGGAGGUCACUAAAUUAGCCACAGCCAUGCUCGAAAGUUUGCCUGUUCGUGAUCUGCCACCACAACUCACACAAGCAAAACUCACUGCCAUUAGAAAUAUGGUGACUAGUUCGCUGUUUACUGAUGAUGAUACAGAUGGAUUUGCAGAAUCGCGCAACUUGUUGUUGACCACUAGUUGCAAGCAUCUUCGACUCCAUUUGGCUCACAGAGAUGAGUUGCGGCUUUGCACUGAAAUUUUAGGUGAAGUUCUAGGAUUUCUUUUCAAACAACGUGGUGCUCAAUCUCAAGAUAAGGUUAAUAAUUGUUUACACCAUGAUGUAGAGAUUCUGUGCCUCAGCACUUUAGAUAUGCUCAUCCAGACUGUGCUCAUCAUUAUAGAUCGCUCUGCAGCUGUCCUUGGUCCACUUGUUGCCUGCCUCCUAGGUUUACUGCAAUUGCUUGAUGAAUUUCAUUACAAGAGACUUUGGGAAGAAUUAGGAGAUCGAAAACCUGUGAAGGAUUUUCUUCUGAGAGUUUUUCUGGUGUUUCGUGAUCUUAUAAAACAAGAUGUUUUUCCAUCAGAUUGGCUAGUAAUUCGAAUGGUGGCCAAUAAUGUAAUGCUCACAGCAUUGCAGGAGUUAGCACAACCUCUAGUUCUUUCUUUUCUUGAUAGUCGCUGCUAUUUUGAUCAUCAGUUGUGGAGCAACUACUUCAAUCUUGCUGUAACGUUCUUAACUCAACCCUCUUUACAAUUGGAGAAGUUUAGUGAAGUGAAAAGAGACAAAAUUCUUGAAAAGUAUGGUGACAUGAGGGUUUUAAUGGGCUUCCAAAUAUUGUCCAUGUGGUCUAAUCUGGGAGAACACAAAAUAAAUUUUGUCCCUUCAAUGGUCGGCCCUUUCUUGGAAGUAACUCUUGUACCUGAAGCUGAAUUACGUAAAGCAACUCUUGGAAUAUUUUUUGAUAUGAUGCAGUGUGAACAACAAGCUCAUGGCAACUUUAAACAAGUCGAAUCAGAAUUAAUAGAUAAAUUAGAUAUUCUUAUAAGUGAAAACAAAGGAGAUGAUGAAUAUCGUCAAUUAUUCAAUACCAUGGAACACUUGAGUGCUGUGCUUCUGGAUAGAGUACAGUCAGAAGACCCUGCUUGGAAGGAUUCGGGAGCAGCAUUUAUUAGCUCUGUUACACGCUUAUUGGAAAGACUUUUGGAUUAUCGUAGUGUUAUUCAAGGAGAUGAAAACAGGGAUAAACGAAUGUCAUGUACAGUUAAUUUGCUGAAUUUUUACAAAAAUGAAAUAAAUCGUAAAGAAAUGUACUUGAGAUACAUUUAUAAGUUACAUGAUUUACAUCUACCUGCGGAGAAUUACACUGAAGCAGGAUUCACAAUGAAGUUAUAUGCUGAUCAGCUAAGCUGGACUAGUCGAUCUUUGGUGUCUGAUCCACAGUAUCCUGGAUUUCCAGAAUGGCAACGUAAAGAACAACUCUAUCGACAGAUUAUUCAUUAUUUUGAUAGAGGCAAAUGCUGGGAAAAAGGAAUACCAUUGUGUAAAGAAUUAGCAGAACUCUAUGAGCUUCAUCUUUUUGAUUAUGCCAAAUUGUCAGAUAUUCUGCGUACUCAGGCCCGGUUCUUUGAUAACAUAUUAACUCAACUAAGGCCUGAACCUGAGUAUUUUCGUGUUGGUUUUUAUGGUCUCAGUUUCCCACUUUUUGUCAGAAAUAAACUCUUUGUAUAUCGAGGAUUGGAAUAUGAACGUAUUGGUGCUUUUACACAAAGACUGCAGACUGAAUUUCCAUCUGCUCACAUUCUAAUGAAAAAUUGCCCUCCUGAUGACACAAUACUAAAUUCUGAAGGUCAAUAUAUUCAGAUUUGUAAUGUGAAACCUAUCCCUGAAGAAAAUCCACUUUUUCCUGUGGGAGCAGAUAUACCAGAGAAAAUUGCAAAUUUCUACAUCGUGAAUGAUGUUCGUAGAUUUCAGUUGGAUCGUCCUAUUCAUAAAGGUCCUGUUGACAAAGAAAAUGAAUUUAAGAGUUUAUGGAUUGAACGUACAACUUUAAUUACUAGUAGUCCAUUACCUGGUAUUCUUCGAUGGUUUGAAGUGAUAGAACGUAGUGUAGAAGAGGUGCCCCCAGUUCAAUUUGCCUGCGAGACAAUGGCUGGAGUAAAUAAGGAGUUGCGACAACUAGUUGCACAGUACACUGCAGAACCAAAGCGCAACAUUAAUCCUUUUAGUAUGAGGUUGCAGGGUAUCAUAGAUGCUAAUGUUAUGGGAGGAAUUGCAAAAUAUCAGACAGCAUUUUUCACACCUGAUUUUGCAAAGCAGAAUCCUGAAUUCACUGACCAUGUUCUUCGAUUAAAAAUCCUCACUUUAGAGCAGCUCCAAGUAUUGGAAAGUGCACUUGUCCUUCAUGGAGAUCUUGCUCCUGCUGGAGUUCAACCACUCCAUAGGCGCUUAAAGGAACGAUUUGCCCAACUAAAAACUGGACUUAGAGAUUUGGGGAGCUUACAAGUGCACAGGGGCCGCCCUUCUCUUACUUCUACUUCCAGUAUUAUCAACACUCCUCUUCCUCCACUUCCAACUGAAAAGAAACUAAUGACUCAUUCUGCUGGAGUCCAUUUAAGUGGAGAGACAAUUGGUGGGCGCAGCACUGUUCCAUACGGUCAAUUGGCGCAAGCUGCAGCAGCUGCUGAGGAACAGGGUGUGGAUGAUGAAGAUAUCUACACGAAGCCAAUGGAGGCUCUCUCUGCACAUCCACCCCCUCCACCUCCCCCUCCGAUUCCACAGCGAGAGUCACGGCCUCGGUCGGUGGGGUAUGGGGACUUGGCACGAACUCCCACCAGGGGGAACAAUGAUUAUUCGUCACUACCUCCGAUGCGAAUCACCAGGGAACUUCUGGAAGGUGACAGCAGUCCAACUAUUCCUCGUCCACCGAAGCCCACUCAUCAAAGAUCUCUGAGCAAGCCCUUGUCAUUCCCUUGCACCCCACCUCCUGGAGGCUUGGACACAGUGAGCAGCCCUCUUCGGAAUUCCUGGUCU